AUGGGACGUAGCAAGGGCAGCGGCACUCCGAGCAUCAAGUGCAAGUUGUGCAAGAAGGCGUUUGACCAGGAUCCGAAUCCAUUAGUGAAGAAUCCUGGACCCAAUGACCUUGUUCGGCGCCGGUGUGCAGGGAGCAAAGAUUGCAAAGCAUGUUCAUGUUUUGUCAAGAACCACCCGACCUACAAGGAGAUGACACCAGCAGCGCUCGAAGAAUGGCUUCAAAAGCCAGAGAACCAGCAGGAAUACGAUCGUGACUUUGAUGACUACGCUGAGCAACGACGAAACGGGAAGCGCAAGAUUUGUCUUGAAGGCCAAUCUACAGCUACAGCUGAGCAAUCCAGCGGUGUGAGCACCAAACAGAUUCUGGGCUAUCUAUGGACACCAGCCAUGGUCAAGAAGCACAACAAGGACGUCGAGAAGAAAAAGAAGACGUCUGUCAUGCACCAUGGCAAAACCGUCCGUGGGUACGUAUUGGACGAAUGGGUUGUGGGUGCCAUCGAAAUUGCCACUACUUCCGCAAAGACCGCAAAGCAAGUCACCACGCUUGCUGAGGGCAAUUCAGAUGAUGAGGAAGAGGUUGGGGAUGCAUUCAAUCAAGCACAGAAGAAGCUGCGCGGGACUGCAUCCAUCAACGAUGAUGCAGACGUCACAUUGAGGUCAGCCAAAGCCAGCGGUAGUGAUGGUCAGGAUGAACUACUUGCAAUGCUCUGGGGUGAUGGGCCUGGGUCAGAUGACGAGGAUGGUGAAAAUCCAAAAAGACCCAAGACGGGGAGAGCCAAUCGGAAUCGCGAAAAGAAUCAACAAGCCGAUCGCACCAACAAGAAUGACGGUCCCAAUGAGGGUGCUCCGAGCGCUUGGUCCUUGUCGAAUGCGGCUUCGGGAUCCAACAAGAAAGUUCUUGCGGAAGCCAGGGAACUCGACAAGAGUGAGGCAUUGGUUCUCCAAGCCAAUCAAUUGAAACUGCAGGUUGAAAAUCCAAAAGCAGUCGUGACAAUUGCUCUAGCAAAGGUGACUGGUGUCCUCUCCAAGCUUCAGGCAAAAUUGGAUGAUUCAACUACUUGGUUCGUUGAUUUGGUUCGCCGAGAUGGUUCUGGAUGCCGUGCCGAAAGUGUAUGGCAGCAGCUGAAGUCAUCCAAGGCUAUGCUGGAAACCAUUAGUGAGUUCGUGGAGGCAGUCCAUGAUCAGGAAUCAGCGCCGGCUACUUUGCGGUUGAGGGCUGCUGCCGUGAGAAAAGGUGGUGUUUCCCUUCCUCGCAACAUCAACACAGUGCUGCUGAAGCGCCAGGCUGAUGAACUUGUCCAAAGCGGCAAAUUCGCAGGCAUCUUGGAAUUGGUGAACCCUGCCAACAAGGGCGAGGAAAGCAUGCUUGAGUGCAUCUCCUUUGACGAGAAGGAGACUGAGGAGCAACGGAACAUCAUCAUCUCUGACUUCCAGUCCAGCUUGAUCACUCAUGUCAUCAAUAACCUCUUGCUGAAGGAGUUCCAAUGUGAACAAGGGCUUGAUGAUGCCGCGCGUGAGAAAGCCAAGACAAAAUUCUUCGUGGAAGGCUCUCAGAAGGUGAUUGAAUUCAUUGAUGCCCUCCAGAAGAACAGCAUCUACCAGUCUGCUGCGCCAGACAAGUCUACUCUUCGAGAUGAACUUGCGAAGAUGAACCAGCUUUGCCGUGCAGCAACCUCAGAUUCACCUGUGUCAAUUACAGAUCUAGAUUCUUUGGAAGCUGCGAAGGCAACACUCACAAAGCCCAAAUCUACUUUCCAUGCCGGGAUGAGUAUCUUUCCAGUGGGCGCCUUUGUUUGCGAUGCAGUUUCCAGCAAGAUUUCUCAAUGCAGGCAAGAUCAACUCUUGGCAGCAGAUAUUGAUGCAGCCUGCGAGAUUGCCAGGAGCUUUCCGGACUUCACCGCUGAGUCCAUAUCGAAGGAGCGGGACGGUGAUUAUGACAUUGGCGUGCCCUCGCAGAACAAGAUCUAUGAGAUGGUUGCCAAGAUCCGCCUCUUUGAUGAGACAGCCUCAGAGCAUUUGAAAACCUCGCUUCAGCAUGAAGUCUCAGGGGUAAAGGACCGUAUCAGUCAGUUGCAGUCGGCCUUGCUUCGGACUGUGGCACUCAAGUUCGAGAAGAAGUUCUCAUGUUUCAGCCAUUCCAUGGGCAUGGUGGCCAAUGGCCAACAGAAUGAACAAAAUUCAGCUUCUUGCAUGCAGAUGUUGAAUGACAUGUCCACUUACCAGGCAUUGCCACCAAAGAUGUCAUUGGUCAAGCUCUUGGGCAAGGAGAAGGCAACGGAGGUUGACACAGCUGUUGCUAGCAUCACACACUUGGCUACACUGAUGCACAAGGCUUUCCCACAAGUUGUGCAACUAACAACCAGUGCAGCCACUGAGGGCCUCUUGACAAAUGAGUCCGUUGUGGCACUGUUUGCAAGUCUGCAUGAUUCGAAUAUCCAGAAAGCUUUUGCAUCAGCAGCACCAAUGUGGAAGUCCACCAUUGAAGACCUGGAUACCUUCAUCCAGAAUUGCGUGGCGAAGACAUUGGUCAAAGCAACAGACACGUUCCAUCCCUUUGUCCUAAAGCUGCUGGGUGAGAUUGACGUGGAUUCAAUGCUUGAUGCAAAAGUUGUCGGUCUUCCUGCAGAUGGGGAAGCAGAAGAGCAGGAGUCAAACGAUGGGAAAGAUGAGCUGGACUAUGGCAUGAUCUUCAUGAAGUAUGUCAGCUUCACGCCCCUCCAAAAGGCCAAGCUGAUGGUUCGCAAAGAUCCAAGUUCUUCAGCCUUGUCGGAACAAUGGGUGUCUACAAGUUUCCUUUGCCUGGCUGGGUUUCUACUACAUAUCUCCAAGACCGUGCUCCUUUUCAUGACGAAGGUCCAAGAUGUUGAGGGAAUCAAGCCAUUCGCAGACUUGGCGAAGGUUGAGCAUGAAGACAAGGCCAAGAAGACGAACACCAAGCAAACAUUCAAAAUGAAUGUGCUUGAUGCUUUGCUCCCACAUUGUGGCAGACUUACCAACAAGUGCACUUCUUUCCAAGACAUGGUCAACCAGGCAGGCAAAGUCAAUACCGUUGUGGAGAAUGAGCAAAAAUAUUUCGGGCUCCUAAUGGAGAAGCUCUCCGGAUGCUUGGUACAGUGCCUUAAGGCAUGCACAGAAGAGAUUGUCAGCAUUUCAAAGCUCAUCACUGAGCUCUUCGUCAAGGUGAUGAAUGCCCAUGAUGUUCCAGCUAUGUUCCAGUCACAGUCAGACCGACUGGACAGCAAAGCCAUCUCCGCUUUGGUGCGAGAUCCGCAUGUGCAAAUCCUGCUGUUUGUGGGCGCGAAAGGAGGCGAGUUGUCACAUCAGGUGAAAACCUUUUUGGACACACUUUCGAGUUUGCCAAAGGCAUGUGUGACUGAUUUUGUCCGUACACUUGCCACAGCAGUCCAGAAGGACUUGUCGGAUUUUUGCAGCAAAGCCCACCCACAGGUCAUGCCAACCAAGGAAGACAAGAUGACCUUGGCACAUUUUUCAUACUUUCAGGCAUCUCUGACUCUCGCUCAAGUCCUCAGUCGUGACCUGCAAACGGGAGAAACACGGCUUGGCCUAGCGGGGAAAUGCCUGAGCGUCCUCCAGCGCAAGGGCAUGGAGAGCGAUCCUUGCCUUCAACGCCGGGUUCAACAGCUGAGAUCCGGCAAGUGA
This is a messenger RNA of Durusdinium trenchii, 3660 nucleotides long. Lineage: Eukaryota; Dinophyceae; Suessiales; Symbiodiniaceae. The record is from the annotation of a GenBank genome assembly.